UACACAUGCACAAGCAUGUGCUGUGUUAGUUUAGAUGCCAUGCUGGUUUAGGAUACAUAAUUACUCAUAUCAGUCUACCAUGAAUUGGCCCUGCAGAUGGGAGAUGCUCCUUAUUACCUUGUGGAUACAAGUGGGAUUUAUGCCUGGCAUACAUUGCAAGGAUGGGACAGUCAGUCAUCUGUUAAGGGAAGCAGAUGUUUUACUCUUAAAGGAUGAGCAGGAUCCUAAAUGUUUCACGCGGACACAAGAGGAUUUCACUUGCUUCUUUGAGACUGCAGACAACAGGACUUAUGAUUUUCUCUAUGUCUUCGACAGCCAAUCUGGAAAGAAAAGGUGUGACAUGUCUGUUCAGGCAACAGAAGAGGGAACUUUCCUCUACAUCUGCUCAUUUCCUGCCGAGGAUGUUUUGUUGUAUAGUUGGAUACACCUUGACGUGGAGGUACACAACACCAGCACCAUCCUGUACAACCGGACUGUCGCUGUGGAGGACCACAUUCUCCUGGAUCCGCCAUUCAAUGUGUCUUUACAACAAAAUGGCCAAGUAGGGCAACUGCAGGUCUCAUGGCACACAGAUGUCUCAAAAUACAUGAAAGGCAAUGUGAUGUAUAGGAUUCGUUACUCCUCCAAGGGGCUGGGAGAGAAGACAAAAGAUGAGGCAAAGGAGGGUGACGUACUAGUCUCUCUGGUACCAGGGGAAGAGGUUGAGGUCCAGGUCACUGUCAAAUGUGCCCCUGAUACAAAUGCAGGACACUGGAGCAGCUGGUCACACCCUGUACAAGCCAUGGUUCCCCAAAGGGCAGAUGAUGUUUCACUCAUGUGCUACACUUCUGACAUGCAAAAUAUCACAUGUCAGUGGAAUACGAGCAGAUAUGGUGAAAAGAAAGAGUACAAACUUUUCUACAAGAUGAGUCUCAGUGAAGCUUUGGGCUGGACAGACUGGACUGAGUGUCAUGCUGACAGGAACUUGACUGAGCUGUGCCGUUUCCGUGGAGAUGAGUCCAGAAAAGUCAGGAUCAAGCUCAGCGGCACUCCAUCUCCACUCAGCAGAACCUUCUAUAUUCAAAAGUUCACACUCAACAACAGCAUCAAAACAUCCCCACCAAGUCAUCUGAGAGGAGCACUGGAGAAAGAUAAGUUGUGCUUGAAAUGGGACGCUCCUCUUCAGUCUCUGUCAGCUCACCUGCAGUAUGAAGUUGACUACCAGAUCAGAGGGGGUGAAGCAAGGAUGAGGGUAUCCCUAAAUAGUCCUUGUCUAGAGGUUCCAAUAGGUGGCCGGUACAGUGUUAAAUUAAGAGCUAAACCUAGUGGAUCCAUUUACUCAGGCGACUGGAGUGACUGGUCAGAUGUGCUUACUGGUGAGCCCCCCACUAACAUAGGCACUUUACUCAUGCUGUGUAUCCCUGUCCCGCUGCUGAUAACUGCUAUAAUCCUCCUCUCUUUAAUUUACACUCAUCUCAGUAAGCUUAAACAGUAUUUUUGGCCGCCGGUUCCCAACCUUGACAAAGUCCUGCAAGGCUUUCUAAAAGAGAUCAACGGGCAGAGAUGGAAUCCUCCGAUAAUGGCAAAGCAGUGCUCUGAGGAAACCACUUCAUCUGUGGUGGAGGUGAUGUCAGAAGAGGAUUCUGGAUUGGGGAAGCCAUCAGAGGAAUUCACAGAGUUCCUGUUGCCAGAAAGUGGCUUCUCCAGCAAUGAACAUGUAGAUGGAAGUCCUGGGACUGAAGUCUUUCCGGACUAUGUGACUCUGAGCAAAGACAGUGUUAUUGUUUGCCCAAAUGGAAACUAUGUCUACAAGCAGGUUGGAGAGAAAGAAGGCCCAGAGGUAAGAAAUGAGCUCCUCCAAACAUGUCACUCUUCCUGCACUAAUGGCUCAGUUUACACCCCACUCUGCUUAGGCACUGACUUUCUUAACCAUUCCUACUUUCCUCUGGCUGAGCCUGCAGACAAAUUCAACUGCAAGGUCACUGCUGCAAGGAGGCCAGGCAACCUCUAUACCAAUUUCCCCAGUAGCUAAAUGUACAGUAUAACAAGUGUACUUUGUUUCCACUGGUGCAGAUUUGUUGUAUAAUAUGCACAUUCUUAUUGACAUAAGAACUCACUGUAAAUUGAUACAGAUCUACAUGUCUAAGUUUACUGCAUGAGUAGCAAUUGGCUGUAUAACAAGGCCUUUAAGAGGAAUAAUGCACCCUGAGGCAUACACAGUAUAAUGUGGGUUAGUUUUGAUCAUGGCAUUCUCUUUCAUAAUUUGUGUUAGAUCAAGCUUUUUGGUUCAAAUGGUGUUGAAGAUAUUUAGGCAAUGUAUAUAUUAAUUUUAUAUUUGUAAUUGUAUAUAAAGGUUUCUUCUGCAUCAGGGCUGACAGUUUAUCUACACCGCUGUAUCUUUCUGUGUCCACUAGAGGGAACAGUAGAUCACAAGAUGCUUUAAGAGACUGCAAGACCCCACUCAGUGGCUUUGGUGGCCAAGAAGACUGUUUUGUAUGGUACCACGUGCCAAUAAUUAGUUCUUUUCAGAGUACUAUGCUUAGAGUACCUUGGAUAAAAAAGUGAAAAUAGUAGAAAGACAAUUUGAAAAAAUAGGUGCAAAAAGGGACUGGGGCUAUUACUAUUAACUUAACACAAUGUUUCAGAUUGAGUUUGUACAUUUUUUUUAAAUUUAAGAUUUGAAUAUAAGGUCUUGAAUUUUGUAUGUUUUCUUACUAUUCUAAAUGACCUGUAUCUGUUUUUUGGGACCUGUCCGACUGCCUUGCCAUUGUUUGUUAUUGUUGUUAAGUACUUAUUAACUCAUUUAAAUAGUGAACAUUUUUCUUUUGUAUUUUGUGGAAGUUCCUCAGAAUCCUACUUGAGGUUGCUGAUGACAUGAAAUUCAUUAUGUUCAUUAUGUCAUAACUUGAGGGUUUGUAUUUUUGGCAAUAAACCUUGAAAUGCUG
Molecule: messenger RNA, 2924 nt
Organism: Micropterus dolomieu (smallmouth bass)
Lineage: Eukaryota; Metazoa; Chordata; Actinopteri; Centrarchiformes; Centrarchidae
Gene: mpl
Product: MPL proto-oncogene, thrombopoietin receptor
Exons: 12
Coding region: 35-2011 (658 amino acids)
Biological process (GO): hemopoiesis; cytokine-mediated signaling pathway; positive regulation of cell population proliferation
Cellular component (GO): external side of plasma membrane
Molecular function (GO): cytokine receptor activity; protein binding
Source: RefSeq, a predicted model, not a curated record